GGAGACGAGCAGGAGCCUGUGAGGGGACUCCCCGCGGCUGGCGGCUGCCAGGUAAAAGCGCACUUACUGAAUUUUAAUGUCUUGCGGGCUAAGCAAUGGAAGGGCCAAGGGGGCACCAUUUGGGGGCUGUGUUUAGGGCAUCGGCUUGCCUUAAUCCGGCCCUGGAAGAGGAGAAUAGCGGGUUUUGUCCUCUCGCUUCAUCCCCGUGAGAGAUUUUUUUAAUUGAUCUCACAAAGGCUUGAACGGGUUCGGGUACCACCCAUUGCUCCGGUGCAUGUUUUCUCCGAGAAUAUCUUCAGUAAGAUGGCUUUGUUGACCCGACAGAUAUCCAGAUGCUGUCCCUUGUUAAAGACAUGCAGUAUUGUGAACAAUACAGAACAACUGAGAAAAAGAUCCAUCAAAUUGUGGACACUGUCUCUUGAACAAUUGAGUUUGCCGUCGCUUAGUCUUCAUGUCCGUCAAUCAGUGUUAAACAGCUCUAGGAGUUUAUUUUUUUAUAACCAUAUACGGUACUGCAGUUCAAGUACUGAACCGAAUCAGAGUCCAGAAAAUAAUUCACUUUCUUUAGUUAAUAAAAUAGAAGUAAGAUCUAGUUCAGAUGCCGAAGAAUUAUAUGAAGGUUUAGAAGAUGCACUUCCUCCAUCUGCCUUGGAGGAGAUUUCAGAAGACGAAGCUCUUCAGAUCCUAGCUAAGCCACCCCUUCCUGCUGAAUCUUUCACACUUCAAGAUUAUGUUGAUCAUUCAGAAACACUGCAGAAGUUGGUGCUUCUAGGAGUCGAUUUGUCUAAAGUGGAAAAACGUUCAAAGGCAGCCCAGCUUCUUCUAAGGUUGGACUUUGAAAAAGAUAUAAGAAAAAUCCUUCUGUUUCUUAAGGAUGUUGGUGUGGAAGAUAAGCAGCUUGGGGCAUUUCUCACUAAGAAUCCUUAUAUUCUCAUAGAAGAUCUGGAGAAUUUAGAAACAAGGAUAGCUUAUCUAAUAUCAAAGAAAUUCAGCAAAGAAGCAAUUGCACGAAUGGUCUUAGGAGCUCCAUAUUUACUCCUCUUUUCUGUGGAAAGACUGGAUAAUAGGCUGGGCUUCUUCCAAAAAGAAGUUGGCUUAAAUCCACAAAAGACCAGAGAUCUAGUGACUCGUCUUCCAAGGUUACUAACUGGCACUCUUGAAUUGAUAAAAGAGAAUUUGAAGGUGUACGAGCUUGAACUUGGAUUUAGUCGGAAUGAAAUUCGGCACAUUGUACACAGAAUCCCAAAGAAUUUAAGUAUAAGCAAAAGGAAACUAACACAGACUUUUGAUUACUUGCACAAUGUAAUGGGCAUUCCCCACCAGCUCAUGGUUCAUUUUCCUCAGGUUUUUAAUUCAAAGCUGUUACGAAUCAAAGAAAGGCACAUGUUUCUUAAAUUCCUGGGGAGAGCACAAUAUGAUCCAGAGCAGCCAGGCUAUAUUUCCUUGGAGAAACUGGCAUCUUUGCCCGACGAUGUGUUUUGCACAGAAGUUGCUAAAGCAGAAGUUCAGGACUUCCAAACUUUUUUGAAAACCCUGUGAAGUAACAUUAAAAAAAAAAAAGACGUCUUUGUAAAAUAAAUCUGUUGUUCUUCUUAUUUCAAGCG
Molecule: messenger RNA, 1604 nt
Organism: Elgaria multicarinata webbii
Lineage: Eukaryota; Metazoa; Chordata; Lepidosauria; Squamata; Anguidae
Gene: MTERF3
Product: mitochondrial transcription termination factor 3
Exons: 9
Coding region: 304-1539 (411 amino acids)
Biological process (GO): mitochondrial transcription; mitochondrial ribosome assembly; regulation of DNA-templated transcription
Cellular component (GO): mitochondrion
Molecular function (GO): double-stranded DNA binding
Source: RefSeq, a predicted model, not a curated record